AUGAGGGGUUUAAGAGUGUUGGAUCUUUCGCUAAAUAAUUUGUCGGGGCUUAUCCCAAGUUAUCUAGGUGAGUUUCAACUAGAUAUCUUGAAUUUGUCUUUUAAUAGGCUAGGUGGACAAGUUCCAAUACAAGGAGUGUUUCAAAAUGUGAGUGCGAUUUCAGUUGUAGGAAAUAAUGAUCUUUGUGGAGGAAUUGCUGAAUUAGACCUUCCUCCUUGUCCAUCCUCCAAAUCAAGCAAGAAUAAGUUGUCUCACAAAAUGAUAGUGAUCCCAGUGGUGGUUGGUGUUGUGAUAUUUUUAUGUUUGUUAGUUAGCUUCUUUAUAUUUAUAUUUCUUCAACGACAUCGUGUUUCAAAAAAGAAUGCCUCUUGCACGCCAUCAAUCAUGCAUCGAUUUUUGAGGGUUUCUUAUGCAGAGCUUCUCAAAGCCACCAAUGGAUUCUCAGAGGCUAAUCUAAUUGGUGUUGGGAGCUAUGCUUCAGUUUACAAAGGGAUUCUUGAUAACAUUCAGAUGGUUGUCGCAGUGAAAGUUCUCAAUCUUCAUACCAGAGGAGGUUCUAAGAGCUUCAUGUCAGAAUGCAAGGCACUAAGAGCCAUAAGGCACCGAAAUCUAAUGAAAAUUUUGAGCGUUUGUUCCAGUGUGGAUUUCCAUGGUAAUGAAUUCAAAGCUUUGGUAUAUGAAUUUAUGGCUAAUGGAAACUUGGGCAACUGGUUGCAUCAAGUUGACGUGGGAGACCAUGAGCAGCUCAAAGAACCUAGAAAUCUUAAACUAAUCCAGAGGCUGGACAUUUCCAUUGAUGUUGCCUCUGCACUUAAGUAUCUUCAUUGUGGUUGUGAGUCGACAAUUAUUCAUGUUGAUCUAAAGCCAAGUAAUAUUCUUUUGGAUGAUGAGAUGACAGCCCAUAUUGGAGAUUUUGGGUUAGCAAAAAUUAUUUCUACCGUUUCAAAGUAUGGCAUAGGGGACAUGGCUUCCACACUAGGGGAUGUAUAUAGCUUUGGGAUUCUUUUACUGGAAAUGUUUACAGGUUUGAGACCAACUGAUGAUAUGUUUAAGAAUCAUCUAAAUCUUCAUUACUUCGUUAAGAAUGCA
Messenger RNA from Camellia sinensis, 1089 nucleotides. The record is from RefSeq and is a predicted model, not a curated record. NCBI's taxonomy places the organism in Eukaryota, Viridiplantae, Streptophyta, Magnoliopsida, Ericales, Theaceae.